GGCAAACCACUGUCCUUGUUCAAAUGCUAACAUUUGCUAAGUACAGGCACAGGAUUCAGGAGGUGGGAGAGCUGUGGGUGUGGAACAGAGAGACAGAUAUUUUUUGUAGGGUUACAGAAAGGAACAGAACCUUAUCACUAAGAGGGCUGUACACAGAGGUUUCCAAGUGCUUCACGAAAGUGUAAGACUAUUACUUGAAAAGGAGUAAAUCCAGCAGAGCAAGUAUUCUGCAGCAAACAGCUAACUCGUGUGUACGGAUGCUGCUACAUAAGGAUUAGUGGAAUCUUUUGAUACAAUUUACAGACCGAGAUUUCCAGGAGAUUGCAAAGGAAAUAAUUUGCUAAAGUGGAAGCAGUGGGGAAGGAGCUGGUUUUGUUUUUUCUUUAUCACACUUAGGACCCCAACUUCUAGAGCUGUUUUUCUCUUAACAGGGAGCAAUAAGAGGGGUGGGCUGGUUGCAGCUGACACACAGGCACUUUAGAAAGUUUGACAAUGGAGCUGAACCCUAUUCCUGUGCUGACUGUUCAAACAGUCCCAUAUGAGGACCAGAAACCAGGGAGCAAUGGUUUUAGGAAGCCAACUGCUCUGUUUGAGAGCAAGAGGAACUACCUGCAGAACUUCAUCCAAAGUGUGCUGUCCUCCAUAGACCUGAGGGACCGCCAGGGAUGCACCAUGGUGGUGGGAAGUGAUGGCAGGUACUUUAGCAAGACUGCCACUGAAAUCGUUGUGCAGAUGGCAGCAGCUAACGGGAUUGGCAGAUUGGUCAUUGGUCAGAAUGGUUUGCUGUCCACUCCUGCAGUGUCUUGCAUCAUCAGAAAGAUCAAAGCAAUUGGAGGGAUUAUCCUAACAGCUAGCCACAAUCCAGGAGGACCUGGGGGAGAUUUUGGAAUAAAAUUUAAUGUUGCUAAUGGAGGUCCUGCUCCAGAAACAGUUAAUGACAAGAUUUUCCAGAUUAGCAAAACUAUUGAAGAAUAUGCUAUUUGUUCAGACCUUCAAAUUGACCUCUCAAGAGUGGGAAGACAGGAGUUUGACCUGGAGAAUAAAUUCAAGCCAUUUAGAGUUGAAAUAGUGGAUUCAGUAGAUGUUUACCUCAAUUUGCUUAGAACUAUUUUUGACUUCAGUGCAAUAAAAGGUUUGCUCACGGGCCCUGACCAGCUGAAGAUAAGGAUUGAUGCCAUGAAUGGAGUUAUGGGCCCUUAUGUUAGACGGAUCCUGUGUGAUGAGUUAGGAGCACCUGCUAAUUCUGCUGUAAACUGUGUUCCCUUGGAAGAUUUUGGUGGGCAACGCCCUGACCCUAAUCUGACGUAUGCUACUGAUCUGUUGGAGGCCAUGAAGGGAGGGGAGCAUGGAUUUGGAGCGGCAUUUGAUGCUGACGGAGACAGAUAUGUGAUUUUAGGAGAAAAUGGUUUCUUUGUGAACCCGUCAGACUCAUUAGCAGUAAUGGCCGCCAAUCUGUCAUGCAUUCCAUAUUUCCGGCAAAUGGGGGUUCGGGGUUUUGGGAGGAGUAUGCCUACAAGCACAGCCCUGGACAAAGUAGCAAAAUCAAUGAAAGUUCCUGUCUAUGAAACGCCAACUGGUUGGAAGUUUUUUGCAAAUCUAAUGGACUCGGGACGGUGUUCUCUUUGUGGAGAAGAGAGCUUUGGCACAGGUUCUGAUCAUCUCAGAGAGAAGGAUGGACUUUGGUCUGUUUUAAUUUGGCUUUCAAUUAUGGCAGCUCGAAAACAGGGUGUGGAGGAGAUUGUCCGAGAACACUGGACAAAAUUUGGGCGACAUUAUUAUUGCAGGUUUGACUAUGAAGCUUUGGAGCCCCGAGCUGCAUUUUUAAUAAUGAGAGAUAUGGAGGCCAUGAUAAUAGAUAAGUCAUUCAUCAGCCAGCAGUUCGCUGUUGGAAGCCAUGUUUACACCGUGGAGAAGACAGACAGCUUUGAAUAUGUGGAUCCUGUGGAUGGGACUGUAACAAAGAAACAGGGCCUGCGGAUUAUAUUUUCAGAUGCAUCCAGGAUUAUUUUUCGACUCAGUGCUUCAGGCACAAUAGGAACCACUUUACGAAUCUAUGCAGAAAGCUAUGAGAAGGAUCCUAGUAAACACAAUAAAGAGCCACAGGCAGUGCUGGGUCCUCUCAUAGCUAUUGCCCUAAAACUUUCCCAGAUUCAUGAGAGGACAGGUCGGAAGGGUCCUACUGUUAUCACCUGAAUACAACAUGCACAAAGCAUUCUGGGCCAAAGUGACGUGUGUGAAAGAGAUUAUUUUCCUUCAGUUAACCUACACCUUAUAUAUGCUGUAUAGGCCUUUUUUGAAUAAGGAAAGUUCAAAUGUGCAGUGCAUUUUAUCUUGUAUACUGUAACUGAAUCAAUGGAAGCCAACUGCAUAUUAGUUUCUGUCAGUAAUGCAAUAUUAGUGUUUUGUUACACUGCCUAAUUUUUUUUUAUUGGUUCUCAAUUAACAUGUAUAACAUAGUAUGAUUAGUAGUGAUGAGAUGUGAUGUUUUAUGCCUGAUUAAUUAUAUAAUGAUUAUUGAAUAAAGUCACUAAUGUAAUGACACAAAAGUGCUUUAAACACAUUGUAAAAAAAACUAUGCUUAUUAUUUAAAGGGACAUUGUAUACAAUUGUUUUCUGUCUUCAACAUGUUUUUUUUUUUUGCAUGAAAAAGCUGUUUAAAUUGAAAAUGAUAGUAAUGAAAAGUGUAUGUCUGUUCAAAGCUGAAAGGACAACUCAUACAGGAAUAUUCAUUUUCCAUAAACAGAGCACGGUAAUACAUUUUCAAAUAUUCUCUUUUAGAUGGAACAGAUACUAUUUUGAGUAUAAUGUCCCUUUAACUGUGAUAUCACUGUGAGAAAGUGUUUAAGAUCAGAGGGUCCCUGUAACAAGAUACACAACAUUUAACAAAAUAUUGAAACUGGCUUCUGAUAUUAACAUUCAUUAAAGGACCAGAUUAAAGCUUGCACAA
Molecule: messenger RNA, 2947 nt
Organism: Bombina bombina (fire-bellied toad)
Lineage: Eukaryota; Metazoa; Chordata; Amphibia; Anura; Bombinatoridae
Gene: PGM5
Product: phosphoglucomutase 5
Exons: 11
Coding region: 493-2193 (566 amino acids)
Biological process (GO): myofibril assembly; striated muscle tissue development; carbohydrate metabolic process
Cellular component (GO): cytosol; sarcolemma; adherens junction
Molecular function (GO): phosphoglucomutase activity; magnesium ion binding
Source: RefSeq, a predicted model, not a curated record